Messenger RNA from Euleptes europaea (tarantolino), 422 nucleotides. It is a transcript of the gene FAM32A, whose product is annotated as family with sequence similarity 32 member A. The record is from RefSeq and is a predicted model, not a curated record. Gene Ontology annotation, cellular component: nucleolus. Lineage: Eukaryota; Metazoa; Chordata; Lepidosauria; Squamata; Sphaerodactylidae. The coding region runs from base 1 to 339 and encodes 112 amino acids. The transcript is spliced from 4 exons.
AUGGCGGAGUACGAGGCGGUGCAGAAAGGCCCCCUGCGCCUGAAGAGCGGCGCCGGCGUGGCCGCGGCAGGAAAGAGGAAGAAGAAAAAAGACAAAGAUAAAAGCAAAAUCGUGGACCAGACUGUGAGCAGCAAAAACCAGGAGGAGGAGAAGAAGCGAACUCUGGACAAGCGGACUCCAGCACAGCUGGCCUAUGAGAAGAUGCAGGAGAAGCGGCAAAUGGAACGGAUUUUGAAGAAAGCCUCCAAAACCCACAAACAGAGAGUAGAGGACUUUAACAGGCAUCUGGACACUCUGACAGAGCAUUACGACAUCCCCAAAGUCAGCUGGACUAAAUGAGGAUCUUUCAUUGUCUGGUUUCUGGAGGUUGUAAAAGGAUUCAGAAAAGACAGCUGAUGUGUUUGUGGCUGGAUGUUCUCUUU